AUGGCACUGGGCAACAAGCUCACAGCAGCUCAUUUCGACGACGUCGUGGUCAAGCUGCAUGCAGCUGUGGAAAGCCUCCUACAGUCGCGAGGCCAUGUGCAGAGCACGAAAGCUGAAAUCGAGCUGCUGACACAGGUGGAAGUGGCCAGAAGGCUUAUGAUAGACAGCCUGUACGAGCCCGAUGACCGAAAGGCCUUGAAAGAGAUUUUCGGUGGAGAUCUCGCAAGAGUCUGCCGUGUGCGAGUAGCUCUGGAGCAACUGGACCCUGCAACGAUUCCAAGAGCUGGUCAGCAGCUCUCGAAGUGUUUAAUGGCAUGCCAGUCCAUUGAGGAUGUCUUGGCAGAUCUUGGCUUCUCCAGGGCUUUGCAGGAGGCCAAGGAGCAGCAGCGCCAG
Symbiodinium natans is the source of this 393-nucleotide messenger RNA. The record is from the annotation of a GenBank genome assembly. NCBI's taxonomy places the organism in Eukaryota, Dinophyceae, Suessiales, Symbiodiniaceae.